Pocillopora meandrina is the source of this 7796-nucleotide messenger RNA. The record is from the annotation of a GenBank genome assembly. Lineage: Eukaryota; Metazoa; Cnidaria; Anthozoa; Scleractinia; Pocilloporidae.
GUCCUAGUUCGAAAGCUUUUUCUUUUAAAUUAUGUUAUCCACUUGUGAUGAUAUAAAUUUAAAACAAAAAAGCAUAGGAUAGGAUAGGAUUUGUCUUCAUCGCAAUAUCUAAGCGAACAACGACCCCCAAUUUAGUACACGAAAAGAUUAUCACUUCUGUCGUUAUUUGCAUUUCACAGUUGGCCGCUCGCCCGCCUUAGCGUAAUGGCGGCGUUUAUCUGGUAAAGGAAUAACUUAUCGAGUGCUGUUUUAGAUAACAUUGGUCGGUUAAGUGUUAUAAUUAGGUGGCGUCUACAAAAGAUGAAAGCAAUGUACAAGGAAAAAGUGGUUAAACCUCCAAGCACUGCUCAACUUACCAAAAUAGCUACCGAGCUUGGUUACGACUUAGAACAAGAUGAAAUUCUAGAAUACAAAGGUUAGUGCCGUCAAAUUAGACAGAAGCAACCAUUUUUAAUAUCUAACGCACAUAACGUACGGACUACGGACUACGGACUACGGACUACGGACUACGGACAACGGACUACGGACUACGGACUGAGAACACAGAAAUGGGAACAGAAUGUGGAUGAAGAAUUACCAGCACUCAUAUUUUAAUAGAGGACGUGUACACCGAUUGGUGAAGUUUUCUCGUGGACUAACUUAAUCGUUUCUGGCGCUAUACAGUAUUCAGAAUUGAUAUUUCAUUAGAUCUAAGCGAGCUGCCAUCACAGCACAUUUUCAGAAAUAUUCCCUCGGAAGAUUCUCCAGGAGAGGUUUUCGUUAUUGUUUCUUCCGAAGUAACAAAUUGUGGUAUCUGGCGAAUAUUUAAUGAAUCGUCGGUUGUUAAUCCAUUGUCAAAUGCAAUAGUCUUGAUACUGUUUACUCAAACAUCUAUUAUUUUAAGUAAAUAAAGGGUGUAAGUUUUUGUAGAGACUGUGGCGCUGCGUCGGUGGGAGAGUAUAACAAGGUAAUUUAGUGUUAACAACUGAGUUGAUGACGUAAAUUGGCCAUCGUAAUAAGUUAAAAGGCUAGCGUCGCCAUAUUCCCACCAAUAGCGUAGCUCCAUUUUCUGCAUAUAAACCCACAUACAACCCAAAAUUCCUUCAAUCGCUCUGAUGAAGGGCUAUCACUCGAAACGUCAGCCUUUAACUCUUUACAGUGGCCAAUUUACGUUAUCAACUCAGUUGAUAACACUAAAUUUCCCUAUUAUUUCAAGUGCCGAGUUUAAUGACAUUUUAUCGGGAUCUGGUAAAAAUGUGAUCUAGUAUGAAAGACUUAUUUUGAGAAGAUGACUCUCAUUACAUUACUUUUCAGCCUAAAGUAAUUUACAAUUAUCCACCAAAGUGGAGGUGAAUAGUGGUAAAUAUCCAUCACUUUCACCGACACUGAGACGAAGAAUUGUUUUAGUAUAUGCCACACCGAUGCAAAAAAAAAUAGUUUAUUUCUAUAAAGAUACCAAAAAAUGGUCAGAAAUUAAACUCGUGACCCGUGGUUUUGACUCAUCGGUGAAUAGUACUAGAUAUUCACUUCUGAACUGGCCAAUCAGCGCCUGCAAAAAGCACUAUUCACUUGUUUGGUAUCUACUAAUAGAAAAUAAUGUAUUUUUAUUUUAUCUGUUUGUAGUCGGUGUUUCAUACAGAUAUGUUAAAUUUUAGUGAAUGUUACCGACGACCAGCAUUAGGCCUUUUGGCUUAGAUCUAGCGCCUGCUAAGCUCCCAGGAGUUCAUGUUGGACUGUUCAUCGUAUUGCUUGACUUUUGACACUCCUUUCGAGGCUCAUACACUGUAAUUCUAUACGAUUCAGGAAAUAGCUUUGCCGAGUCAGUCCACUCAGUCUUGCAUUUCUUUGAAUAAACAUAGUGUUGCUCAUAACUCUUUGGGAGGUGGGAAGUUGGCAGAAAAAGCAAGAAAGAUGACCGUUUUUCUCUCUCUAAAAUUAAUUUAACCAUCUCACUUGAUUUAACAGACGUUAUUGAUGACUCUCUUCAAGCAACAUAUCAAAGGUUUAAUGAAAUACCCGAUCCCAAGCUACCUGUAAAAUACCCCCGCACGCCUGGUUAUCGACCGACCGGGCCCAAGGACAACCCUUAUAACGCAUGGUAAGUUAGACUUAAACAAUGUAUUGCUUUGCUAAUGUAGUGUGGCAGCUGAAACUCCUUGUCUACAUCCGAAUCACUCUGUGCAAAGGUCUUCGGAGUAUAUUUGACUUUCUUGUCUCAUUCACCUAAGGUACUGGCGCUGUGACAUUCCUGGCGCUCCAAAUGGAAAACUUCAGGGUAAAUCGAUCGCCAUCAAGGACUGUAUCUGUGUCGCGGGUGUUCCAAUGAUGAUGGGCUCCCAGAUAUUAGAAGGUUAUACCCCGGAUGUCGACGCCACCGUCGUGACAAGGAUACUAGACGCUGGUGGUCGUAUCAUGGGGAAGGCUGUUUGCGAGAAUUUAUGCAACAGUGGAGGUAGCUUUAAUGCGGCCACCGGUCCUGUAGUUCACCCGCUUGAUGAAACAAGAAUGACAGGUGGAUCCUCUUCAGGGUGUGCCGCUCUGGUAUGAUUAAUAAAUGGUGCAUACAUUGUAGUCCAGUGCAAUGAUCAGCAUGUCGUUCUCCACAGACAUCUCAAGUUCAUUUUGCAGAGCCCAUGAUCACUGACUGCCGACCGUUUUGAGCGCUGAACUGCGGGUCGAGAAGUCUGGGUUCGAGACCUGGCCGGGUCAUUGUGUUGUGUUCUUGUGCAAGGAACACCUUACUCUCCCCACGCAGGAGUAUAAAUGGGUACCAGCUAAUUGUCGGAAAGGCUUAAAAAAAGCCGGGGUUAAGCUUGAGAUGAAUUGGCAUCCCAUCUACGGGAAUACACUCCGGCUGUAAGGGCACUUGGCUCGACUGUCCUUUUACCUUUUCAGGAACAUUAGUCCUUGCAAAUAUGUAGACCUCUGAACCCUCUCAGACAAGUACCCCUCUCCUUCUUUUAGAUCUUCAGUGUUGUGUUUAUAGAGGACAUAAAUGAACCCACACACUUGCAACAUAGAGUAGAACACAAAGCUCCCACGUAUUGUGGUCUGUAACCUCAUUCGUGAUAUAAUCAAUAAUGUGGAAGAAAUUUCAAAUUUUGCAUGAGAAAUAUGUUCUUCACGUUUAAUUUAUAUUCUCGUGAGCUUUCAGGUGGCAGGAGGUCACGUGGACAUGGCGGUAGGUGCUGAUCAAGGUGGCUCCAUUCGUAAUCCAGCAGGACGUUGUGGCAUUGUGGGGUUGAAGCCUACUCUAGGUCUUGUUCCAUAUACGGGUAUUGUACCCAUGGAAUUCAGCCUCGAUCACGUAGGCUUGAUGGCCAAAACUGUGCAAGAUGUAGCGUUAUUACUCGAGGUUGGUAUUUUGGGAAAUUCUUGAUAACACGCGUUGAAAUAAUGAGGGGCAUGACAAAAAAAAAUACGCGAGGCGGUGCAUGUCUUUGAUUACGCGCAUUUCGCAAAUUGCGGGUUUUCUUUAUAGCCUUGCUUUUCUCACACAGGUUUUCCCUAACGCUCUUUUUCCUCAUGUGCGUUUCAAUUGUAUUAUCUAGGCUUCAUUUCUCCAACGCUACAACUGGGGAAGAGGUCGCGUACACUUAUUUUUUUUCUUUAAGAUAUUACAUGGGUGAGUUGUGAGUUGACAGAGAUUUUCAUUUAAUCUUUAAUUUUUCUUAAGCUUUUGGUUUUCACAACAUCUCAAGUUGUGUUUCUUGUUGCUGCAAUAAUCGUUGUUUACACGAACUAAUCUACGUUUUUGCUGAACUGUUUGCUCUCGAAAGCCUUAAUUGAAAAUGCUAUCCGGUAUAGCUCUACGUACUUUCGUUGAUGUAAAGUAUUCUGAAUCAGUUUAACUGUAAUUUUUUUUAUUGAAGAUUACAGCUGGCUCAGACGAUGGUCUUGAUUAUCGCCAGCCUCAUGAACUGCAGGUGGAAAAUUACGUAAAUCAGGUGACGAAGCUAUCUUGUUUCCAAAGCCGUGAUCUGUUUGGUCAGCGUCACAAUUUUAACGAGCUCUUUCUGAACCGAAUUCACCUUGUCUUCUGAUUGGCUGGUUUGACUGCGGUAUAAAUAAGUUGUUUCUUUACGAAUUUUUUUCUAUCGACUGCUACAAUCAGCUGUUAACUUGCUCGUAAGAAUUUCUCACUAUUCUCGUAUGACUUUCAACUGAAACUUUUUCGCCCUUUUGAGGAAAGUCAUGCUAAAUGUUGAUGUAGAAUGCCUAAUAAACUAGCACUUCAACGCAGUUCCUCGAUAGGUAUUUGCCAUUUACAGUUCACAGUUUGCCGCUUAGAGUUUAUUGCUUAUUGUUUGCCUAUUACCGUUGCCGUGAUUUAUUUACCUUCCCCCGUUAACCUUUUGCCGUUUUGUGUUUCCAUUCACCGUUUACAGUUAAUCGUUUAUCGUUUAUCGUGUAUUAUUUAUCAUUUUCCAAUCACCAUUUAUCAUUUUUUGACAGCUUACGAGUGAAAUCUCUAAUCUUCGACUCGGACUUCUUACGGAAGGCUUUUCUCAUCCCCAAUCUGAGCCCGAUGUUGACCAAUGCAUCAAAAGGGCCGCUAAACACCUGGCUACAGAAUCGGGUGCGACCCUACAAGAUGUCUCUGUUCCAAUACAUUUGGAUGGUAAGUGUAAUUUGUACUUUGUGAUAAUCGAAAGCAAUAAAUCGGCUACCUUGAUAGUAUAUAUUGUAGUUACUCCUUUCCAAUCUGAGCGUUUUAGGGACCAGCUAUAAGUUUUAUUACCGUUUGAGGAAGGGCUGAGGAUUUCGGGGGGAAUAGCAAGAUUUUCAGGGGGGAAUGGACGGAGAGAUCAGUCGUCACCUACAGAGUAUAAAGGGGGAGGGAGGGGAGCUUAAGAAAAUUGACUGCCAAUUCACUGUCACUGAGGGGGAAUCAGACGAAAAAUAUUACACAGCCUUUUGAGGGAUCAGUCAAAUUUUAUUGUGACAUAACCAAAAUCCUCCCACCGGUCCCUUAUUCCACACUAUGCGGGGCAUAGUAAGUGAGGCUUGUCUUCUGUUUUUCUCGUAGCAACUGUUAUCUAUGACGCUUUUACCGAAGGAGGACUCUGGCCUGACAGAUUUUUUGAGACAAACGGUAGGUCCUGACCCCACUGAAAAUAAAGGCAAAAAUAUGAAUGAAGUAGAAACAGCAGCGUUUACAGCGGUGUAUGCCUUGGGGAGAAGCCUAUAGAACAGGUGUAAUUCUUAGACGUUUUUCAGGCGCUCUCUACCUCGCGCGUGACUCCCGCUUCAAUUUUGCCUCGCGUUUGCCUGGCCGUCUAAAUAAAACCCCAAAAAUUACACCUAUUCCGCAGGAUACUCAGAGAGAGGUAGGGUACCUGAUUGUUUGGAGCGUGGUGUGAAAAGGCUGGGUUUGAGCUCAGGCCCUGUUCUUUUCACUGUGUUCGAGGGAAAGACAGUUAGCCUUUAUUACAGUCGACUCCCGUUCUUGCGGUCACCCUUGGGUGGGUUGUGCGGGGAUUUAGUGUCCGUAAUAGCGAGAGUCCGUAAUAGCGGGAAAAAAAAAUUGUUUGGUCUCUUAACAGAUGAAAUAAUAUGUAGCUACGCAAACAAAGUUUCUGACGUAACCGCGCGAACCGGAAAAAGAUUGGGCCGCAGGCAGUAAAUUCUUAUAUUCGCACUCAAUUGAAGAAUGGUUUCAUUGUACAUUUCAUGCAUGGGCUUUUAUCGGGUAAUGUCAAAUAUGCUGUUUAUUAGCCUUUGGCUGACCCUCUUUAAAUAAAGGGUUUUGGACGAAGUAGCUGUAUAGAGAAAAACACGAUUGAAAUGUCAAUUGAAAUGUCGCGCAAGGGGGCAUGAAAGUGUCUGCAUUUCCUAAAUAGCGAGAGUCCGUGAUAUCGGGAAUUUAUUUCAGCCAUGUCUUCAUGCGUUUCGCCGGGGCCUGGCUCUUGUCCGCAAUGGCGGGGUGUCCGUAACAGCGCGGUGUCCGCCGAGCGAGAGUCGACUGUACACAGCACAUCUUGCAUUAUAGAACACGAACGGUAGCUAAAAGCUGAAAGCCUUAGCUGGCCCUUUUACAUGGGGGUGAGGGAGCCCAAGUUGGUGAGGUAACCCACCUAGGUGGGGGUAACUUACCUGUCCACAUAAUCUAUAAUUUUAUGACGAUUACGUUUACAUGAUAGGUGGGGUAACCGUGUGCCUGGAGGGGUUGCUCAGUCUGCCGGGUAGGGUAACCCUGUCAGCCGGAGUGACAAUUUGCCAUGUAAACGUUUCAAGAUGGGGUAACCUACCCAGCCGGGGUCUCGUUCAUGUUAAAUUUAAUUAAAGAACUUCUUUUCCCUCAGAGUCCUCAUCCCAGCAUUCCCGUGCGGUAAGAUUGGGUGUAAACGCGGGCUAUUUUUCGGCCACGGCUGAAGGGGUUAUCUCAACUACCUGGGGUUCUCCAUCGCCAAUCAAACAGGCCCUAAAACACUUUGAAGACAGCUUGCGAUAGACCACUACUACUUAACAUUAAAACUGUGAACACUCUUUCAGUUUCUCAUUUGCAUUUACUCUGAAGGCUAUCAGGUUACCAGUCUCCAGAAAUGGUUUGCACAAGGACUAAAGACUCGAGCAAAUGAUAUCAGCGCCGACUUCAAGGUCGCCUCUAUCAAAGGAAGAUACUUGCAAAAAAACUAUAACGAUGAGUUUUUCUUUAAGGCACGCAAUCUAGCGUGGAAACUAAGAACAGUGUUUGACGAGGCACUGACCAAAGUCGACGUGUUGAUAAUGCCUACUAAUCCGAAGAAAGCCAGACCAUUACCUCUUCCAAAUAUUCCUCUAAGAGGUAACUUUAUUAAUUAAUUGAUAAACCAUAAAAAAUGAGUAACUAAGCAGUGUAAGGUGCAGCCCUUUUUAUAAAACAAGUUUUUUCUGCAUGAAACAAAGAAAGAAAAAGAAAAAUAACUUCGGUCUUCUUCGGGAAAAAAAGUCUUUUACGGCCAAGAUAUUUGUUCCUCUUCUGAGAAAUACGUUGUUGCCUUAAUAACCCUUGCACCCUUGCAACUAGUAUUUAAUUUGCUCUUACAGUAUCACCCCUGAAUCCCACACUAGGGUCACAAGGAGAAAGGAAAUGAUCACCACGGAAAAAAGCUCUUGAUUGUUAAACAAAUUCCCCUUGUCAGCAUCUUUGGAAGUGUAUGGAGAAUCUUAUGGAAAAUUUGAAUACUGUUAGGGUGAAAAAGGUUUAUAAAAUUUUAAAUUCAUGCAGAUUUUCGUUUGUUUAUGAGGGUUUCUUUCUUAUUGGCUUCUCUAUAUGUAAGAGUCACAGCGCCUACUAAUCUCGUUCCCAGAUCCUACCGUGAAACUAAAAUUUAUACCAUUGUUAAACCGGGAAGGCCUGGGUACGAGAUUUAGGCAGUACAUAUCGAUCGAUAAUAGGGUAACCUUCAUCGGUAAAAAUUACAUGGGGUCUGGUGUAUGAGAAACUGCAAAGAUUAAGAAUAAAGUCGAGGAAGGCUGCUGUUAGUGUUAGAUUGACAGCAAAUUUAUCUUUUGGUUUGCUUCUAAAUUUUUGUUAUUACUGAACUUUUGUCAAUUACCAAAUCUUUGGGUAGUAUCUUUAUUUCCGUCAUUUAAUCAUUCUUAAAUUUCUUUUCUCUCCAGAGUAUCUGCAAUGUUGUAGUGAGAACUACAUAAAUACAUGCACCUUCAAUAUGACGGGUCACCCAGCCCUGUCAAUCAACGCCGGCUUCAGUGAUGGCUUACCGGUCGGUAUGAUGAUUGUGGGGAGAAAGUUUGAUGAGGCCACUGUUCUGAAUGUCGCCUACGCUUAUGAGAGGAUCAGAAAAAUGUAGACUAAACGUACUUUUGUUUUC